AUGACAUCCGCUCGGGUAUCCAAAAGGCCAGCGGUCACACCCUCUGGUUCGUCACAAGUCAAGAAGUCUAGAGUCGAACCCACACCCUUCACUGUCGAUAAUAAUGAGCAGGAUGAUGUUGGCUGGGCAGACGUUGCUGAGGAAGAGGAUGCGGAGGAGGUGAUGGUGGUGGGGGAGGAGGUGAAGGUGGAGGAAGGCGGCACUGAGGAUGAGGAGGAAGACGACGCGACCGAGGGCGGGAACAACAAAAGAGUGAGCGAUAGGAAGAAGAGAGACCGGUUGUUUGCUCAACUUUGCAAGCCAGAAGUUUAUCUUGUACUCCAAGGCAGGAACCCCUGGACAACUGUAGAAACAACACAAACGACUCUUCACAAGAAAUUGGCCAAAGCCUUCGCUGCCCGCUAUCCCAAAGAGUCGCCCAUGAACGCGAGUAUUGUCAGGAGCAAGAUUGCGGGUCUGAAAGGGAGCUUCAGGAAUUCACACACCCUGGCUAAUUUGUCGGGGUUUGGCGGCAAUGAUGAUGAGGGUUUGAAAAACGCAAUCAAGAAGAAGUUUCGGUACUACUUCGAUAUGAAAGAUAUUUGGUCAGUCGCGUGGACUGACGAUGUGCCCCAGUAUACCGUCGCCGACGACGCGGCUCAACGACCUCAAGUCUUUCCUCGACGACUUCCUUCUUCUUCUCAAGGACCAAUCGACCUAAACCAAAGUCCUGGCACUUCCUCCCAAGGCGACACAUCUAGCCAUAUCCAAGAGCACGAUCAGUAUGAUGCAACCGAGUGGGUGAAUGAGCUCGAUGGGUCUGGUCCGGAGGAGCAAGAGGAGGAGGAGGAAGAUGCCCUUCUUCUGCGCAGAAAUCGCCUUGCUCCUCAUCAAAGUCAAGGCUCACCAACGGUGCAUCCUAUUGCUACUCGAUUGGCACCAGGCGCAUUGCCGCCGUCACCGCAUACCUCACGAUCAGUCCCCGCAGGAGAAUCGCGAAUACUGAUGCCGGCACCUGCGAGAGGUCGUCGUUCAGUCACACCUGCAUCGGCCCAACCAUCACAAACAUCCACCUCCAACUCUACAAUGAACAAUCCCACCAAUUUCAGCGACCUGGAGGAUAUAAUUCGAGCCGGCAUGGCGAGCGAUCACCAGAUUCGAGAGCAGGAAUUGAUUCUGCAGCGAGAAGCAUUGGCACUGCAGAAGGAGGAGACUGAGCACAGGAGAAAAAUGGAGGGUGUGAGGUUGCAACUGGAGAGAGAACGGAUACAGCUGGAAUCAGAGAGUCGUCGACAGCAACAAGCCAAUGAGUUCGCUAUCAAAAUGGAGGAGAUAAAGACACAAAGAGAAAUCAAGCUGAAAUCCAUGGAGCUCCAAGCAGAGUUGAAUCGCAGGGAGCAAUGGAAGCAAUUUACAUCUAUUGGUUAA
This is a messenger RNA of Linnemannia hyalina, 1407 nucleotides long. NCBI's taxonomy places the organism in Eukaryota, Fungi, Mortierellomycota, Mortierellomycetes, Mortierellales, Mortierellaceae. The record is from the annotation of a GenBank genome assembly.